This is a messenger RNA of Dovyalis caffra, 267 nucleotides long. The record is from the annotation of a GenBank genome assembly. NCBI's taxonomy places the organism in Eukaryota, Viridiplantae, Streptophyta, Magnoliopsida, Malpighiales, Salicaceae.
AUGGACCCAUCAAUUUCUGCAGAUGAAAAUUCGGAUUCCAACGAGAAGAAUCCUCAAGAAUCAGAAUCUGAAUCCAAUAACAACAGCAGUGAUGUAUUAGGCAAGGCUUUAUCUACGAUGCUAGCCUCUGUGAUUAAGGAUUUCGAUUCUAAAGCUCAACACACUCUCAAUAGCCAAGACCAACUUAAUUCUGCUGUUGAUCGUCUUACUGGAGAAAUGGACCCAGAAUUGAAUCCCACUGAAACAGAGAAAAGGCGUUCUCGGUAA